CGCUGUCAUCAGUUAUUUUAAAAUUUUUGUGCAAGUGGCGUAAAUGGGUCGGAGGGAAUGAGACCAUGAAUGCUACUGCCGCCGCAGGGGCAGGAGUGCUGUUCGUAUUGUUGCUCCUCCUCAUCAGAUGGAAAUGGAAGUCGCCCAAGGAGGUGGAGUGCCCGCCGUGCACGCCGGUCCAGCUGGUGCACCGGCUGUGUCCUCACAACAACGUCGUGCAGAGCUACGAGGUGGAGCAGAAGGACAGCCUGGACGAACACCUGGACGUGCUCACUAGGAAACUGGCUGAGAAGGAAGGCCGUCUCCGCCUCUCCAAGUCCAAAAUCCGCGAGACCCAGCACGAGAUCGACAACCUCCACGCCAUAGACCACGACGUGCGGACCCAGUACCGGGACAUCAUGGAGUCUCUUCACAAGGACCUACUGGGCAACGAGAAGGAGUGCAAGAAACUACAGGAGCAAAUUGAGUGGGUUUCGCGUCGCCGCGCGGAGUUGAGAGACGAGGUUCGUCGGGGUCAGAGACUGUAUGGGGAGGCGGCGGCGGAAUUGGCCAGCAAUCUGGCCGAGCUCCAGCGGGGUCGGUCCACCGAGCAUAAGGUGACCGAGAAGCCUCAAAGGCAACACUCGCUCACGUCCCUAAGGCACCGAAAGGAACCUCAGCUCCCCAGGGCCUCGCCCGUCGGCUCCAUAGUCAUCAAAUCGCCGCCUUCCUCUCCGCCCGAAGUGGUCGCGUCCCAAAUGAACCCGCCGAUGCAGAAAUAACCUCC
This is a messenger RNA of Ostrinia furnacalis (Asian corn borer), 766 nucleotides long. RefSeq lists its product as uncharacterized. The transcript is spliced from 4 exons. The record is from RefSeq and is a predicted model, not a curated record. The coding region runs from base 66 to 761 and encodes 231 amino acids. NCBI's taxonomy places the organism in Eukaryota, Metazoa, Arthropoda, Insecta, Lepidoptera, Crambidae.